AUGUCGGUAGCUACGAUGCUACAGCCGGCAUCGAGGGCCUCGACGUCAUCCUCGUCUUCCUUCCAGCCUGUUUCUCGACAAAACACAAUGUCUUCGCAAGAUACUCGCUCGGUGCGCGCGUCGAAGCGCAUGUCCGUAACGGCGUAUUAUCUGUCCAUGUCCGCCAAGGACAAGGACUUGGAAAUUUCUGACGAAUUGGCAAAAGUUCAGAAAUAUCUCCGUGAAUUAAAAUCCAAAAUCUCCUCGCAGUCGAAAAAGAAUUUCGUCCUGGAAAAAGAUGUUCGUUAUUUGGAUUCUCGAAUUGCUCUGCUCAUUCAAAACCGAAUGGCUCUGGAAGAACAAAACGAAGUUGCCAGUCAUCUGGAAGAUAGCCUCGAUCCGCAGGAAGGCUACUUUCCUAACGACGACAAAACACAAAGAUACGGAAACCUGCUCUUCCUUCUUCAAACAGAACCGAAACACAUCGCCCACCUCUGCCGGCUCGUCUCGAUGUCCGAGAUCGACUCGCUCCUACAAACAGUCAUGUUCACAAUCUACGGAAAUCAAUACGAGAGUCGCGAAGAACAUUUGUUGUUGACCAUGUUUCAGUCUGUCCUGACCUACCAAUUUGACAACACGCCCGAAUAUUCGUCACUGCUUCGCCAAAACACGCCUGUCUCGCGAAUGAUGACGACCUACACCCGCCGUGGUCCUGGUCAAAGUUAUUUGAAACAAGUUCUGGCUGAACAGAUCAAUUCCCUUAUCGAAUUGAAGGAUGUUGAUCUUGAAAUCAACCCCCUGAAGGUUUAUGAAAGUAUGGUGCAGCAGAUUGAAGAAGAUACUGGUAGUCUACCCGAUUACCUGCCAAGAGCCGUCACCGCCGAAGUUGCAGCUGCCAAUGAACAGGUGCAGGCGAUCAUCGCACCCCGUUUGAAAAUGCUGACUGAUAUUGCCAACACCUUCCUCACAACUAUCAUCGAUGGACUGGAGGAUGCUCCGUAUGGUAUACGAUGGAUCUGCAAGCAAAUCCGAAGCUUGUCUCGGCGCAAGUACCCCGAUGCCCAAGACCAGACGAUCUGUACCUUGAUUGGAGGUUUCUUUUUCCUCCGGUUUAUUAACCCGGCUAUUGUCACUCCUCGUUCCUACAUGCUGAUCGAGGCCACACCGACGGACAAGCCACGUCGUACAUUGACUCUAAUUGCCAAGAUGCUUCAAAACUUGGCCAACAAACCUUCUUAUGCCAAGGAACCCUACAUGGCGAAACUCCAGCCAUUCAUUCACCAAAACAAGGAACGAGUGAACAAGUUCCUGCUUGACCUUUGCGAAGUGCAAGAUUUCUACGAGAGUUUGGAGAUGGACAACUAUGUUGCUUUGACUAAGCGUGACCUGGAGCUGCAAAUCACCUUGAAUGAAAUCUAUGCGACGCAUUCGCUGUUGGAAAAGCACAGCUCCACAUUGGCUGCUUCUGACCAGCAUUCUCACUUGAAUAUACUUCUGCAAGAGCUCGGACCGGCACCUGGACAGCUUCUUCGCAAGGACAACCGCACCAUCAACUUACCGCUAUUUAGUAAAUGGGAAACAUCAGUGGAUGACCUCACUGCUGCUCUAGAUAUCACACAAGAAGAGAUUUACUUCAUGGAAGCCAAAUCUACAUUUGUUCAGAUUUUGCGUUCACUACCAAAUACCUCCUCAGUCCUUCGCCGACCGCUGCGCCUUGACCGAAUCGCCGAAGCAGCCGCUACGCUGAAGAACGAUGCUGUCAUGGUCCGAAAGGGAAUCCGAACAAUGGAACUUCUCAGCCAGCUUCAAGAGUUGGGCGUUAUCGAUCGGUCGGAUGAGUUUGGUCUUCUUCGUGACGAAGUCGAGCAGGAAUUGGUGCACUUGGGCUCACUCAAAGAAAAGGUGGUUGAAGAAACAAACCAGUUGGAAGAGGUCUACCGCACGAUCCGCGAUCAUAAUGCAUAUCUAGUGGGUCAACUGGAAACAUACAAGUCAUAUCUACAUAACGUGCGUAGCCAGUCCGAAGGCAAAUCACGCAAGAAGGAGAAGAAUCAGGAGCUUGGACCAUACAAGUUCACUCACCAGCAACUUGAAAAGGAAGGCGUUAUUCGCAAAAGCAAUGUUCCUGAGAAUCGACGGGCCAACAUCUAUUUCAUGUUCAAGAGUCCUUUGCCUGGUACAUUUGUUAUCAGCCUACACUACAAGGGACGCGCCCGCGGUCUACUAGAGCUAGAUCUGAAGUUGGACGAUUUGCUGGAAAUGCAGAAGGACAACCAAGAAGAUCUCGACCUAGAAUAUGUUCAGUUCAACGUAUCGAAAGUUCUGGCUCUCUUGAAUAAGCGUUUUGCUCGCAAGAAGGGAUGGUAA
Talaromyces proteolyticus is the source of this 2346-nucleotide messenger RNA. RefSeq names its product putative GTPase activating protein Sar1. The transcript is spliced from 4 exons. Lineage: Eukaryota; Fungi; Ascomycota; Eurotiomycetes; Eurotiales; Trichocomaceae. Gene Ontology annotation, biological process: regulation of actin cytoskeleton organization; regulation of GTPase activity. Gene Ontology annotation, molecular function: GTPase activator activity; protein binding. The record is from RefSeq and is a predicted model, not a curated record. Gene Ontology annotation, cellular component: cell cortex. Bases 1 to 2346 code for a protein of 781 amino acids.